UGGAUGCUGGUGUUCUCCCAAUGGCUAAUGAGGAUGAGGACAAGGAGGAUGAGUUCCGCGCUCCAUUGUACAAGAACGUGGAUGUGAAGGGCGUCCAGGUGCGCAUGAAGUGGUGCGCCUCGUGUCAUUUCUACAGACCUCCGCGUUGCUCGCACUGCAGCGUCUGUGAUCACUGUGUGGAGGACUUUGACCAUCACUGUCCCUGGGUGAACAACUGCAUCGGAAGGCGCAACUACCGCUACUUCUUCCUGUUUCUGUUGUCACUGACAGUUCACAUGAUCGGUGUCUUCACCUUUGGCCUCAUAUACGUCCUGCACCACAUGGACCAAUUGUGGAAGCUGCAUUGCACUGUCACUUUGGUAGUGAUCAGUAUAUCAGGCCUGUUUCUUAUCCCUGUCCUGGGUCUCACUGGAUUCCACCUGUACCUGGUGUCCAGAGGGCGCACCACAAACGAACAAGUAACUGGGAAGUUUCAAGGUGGAGUAAAUCCUUUUACACGAGGUUGUUGUAACAAUCUGGAGUAUCUGGUUUGCAGUCCUGUCUCUCCAAAGUACACAGCAAGGCCCUGUAAGAAAACAGUCAUCCAUGUUCAGCCUCCGUUCCUGAGACCAGAUAUCGACAGGCAGAUGCCAGUGAAAGUCAGGGACAACGGGAUACAGAGUCAGAAUCUCCAAAAUAACAUCUCUCAUGUUUCCCUGCCUCUUGUGUCCUGCCAGCAAGCCUCAGCCGCAGCUGUCGAGAUGUCAGACAUCAAGCAAGUGAAAACUCCACCAGCGCUGCCACCAAAACCAGACCAUGGCCUGCUGAAAAGCCAUCUAGCUGCAAUGGAUGAGAUGGGACAUCAUACCAAAUCCAUCAUUCCUGUAUCCAUUCCCACUGUGCCACAGCUACGGCCAGUCCUGGAGGCCAUAUCCAGAGGAUCGUCACCCAUUCCACCAGAGCAGUUGCUGAAGACUUCAGAGCAGCAAGGGAACAACAAAAGUCCGGACCUUCGCUCUGAGUCCAAAGAAAGCCCUGCGAGAGGCAGCCAGCAGACGGGCUUACCUGUCCUGCCUCCCCUGCAGACGAACACCACAUCCAGCUCGCUGCAGCUCAACUCUCUGACGCUCAACUCCCGCUCCCUCACCCUCAAACACAGUAACCGGCAUGGUGGCAAAUCCCAGUUACCUGCCAUGCAUGCUGACGGUUUGGGAUCCAAUCCUCCACUGGGCAUCAUCUCCUCCUCCAGCCUGCUGGCCAACCACAGCAGCAGCAGCAGCAGCAGCCUCUCUUAUGAUAACCUCAUCAACCCUGCAGACCCUCAGUUCCUGGCUCAGAGAGGGGUUCCUGCAGUCAGCUACCACCCUCACUUUAUGGCCCUGGGCACAGAUGGGACUGUAGUGCAGCGGCCACCUCCUCACGCCUACAGUCCCGUGUUUAUGGGAGUCACUAGACAGUCUCCUCAGCAUCGGGACCCCUCACCUUCUUUGCAGGGUCUCAACUCAAGGGAUCCCUCGCCCUCCUUCCAAGGUUUCAUUCAAAGAGACCCAUCUCCUGCUUUUCAAGGGCUGAUGCCAAAAGACCUUGCAUCCCAAAGCGUAACAUCACGAGACAUUCCCCCUCCAGGUCUGGCCAUGCGAGAUAUGACCUCUCAAAGUCUUCGAGACAGUCUUCGAGAUCUCGGUCCACAGGCCUUGACACCUCAGAAGUCUGCUGCUGCGCGCUAUGAUAACUUUUCAAAAACCAUCAUGGCAUCUAUCCACGAGAGACGGGAGAUGGAGGAGAGGGAGAGGAUGCUGCGUCUCCAAGCCAGAUCCCAGGUGCUUUAUGGCCCAGACAUGGGGAUCUAUGACAUCCCCAGCAGGCGGAGUCUACCACCAGACAACAUCCGAUCUCUAGGCUCCCGUGGACCAACUCCUCCCGCCUAUGGCUCCAGGGAGUUUCUGAUGAGCACAGGUAUUCUUGGUUAUGGCAUGAGGACCUCACCACUCUCCAGCUCCUCCACAUCGUCUCUGACUCGAGGCCCGAAAACCUCCAGCUCUCCUCUGCAGAGCAGCAGCAGCAGCAGCCUGCAAAGCAAAGGCAGGUCUUCCUCUCCGGCAUACUGUCCUCCUGACAGACAGAUGCAAACUCUCCCUUCCUCUACAUCCACCCUAUCUCGUUUAACUUCCUCCUCCACCUCCUCCGCCCCUUCCUACAACUCAUAUGCCAAUGCAAAAUAAUCCUUGCUCACAUACCCCUCUGAUGGGAAGAACUCAGUCACCCUGGGAGCCCUGAAAAAAAACUCUUUUUAUUCUCUCUUUUUUUCUGGUGGUGUGAAUGAAUCAUCUAUGCAGUGUUAGUCUCAGUUUCACAGCUCCAAAAUACUUUGUAAAUAAGAGACCAUUUGGGACUUUCCUUUGUGGGAGGGUGUGUGAGAAACAAAUACACAGUGAAUGAUAAACUUUUUCUUGCAAAGUCAUGUAAGUUUGACCAAAUCUGAAAAAUGGUGAAUCUCAGGAUAGUUGUGCCUCCUCUUACAAACAGAGCGAGCUCUAUAAACUCAGUCAAAGCAGAAGAGCUAUUUGAAUAAUACAGAUUAAUUUAAUAUCUGCUUGUAUGUGUUUUGAUAUUGCUUUUGUGAAAACAUUUAAUACCACAUUAUGUAAUCUGUCUCCUGCUGAA
Molecule: messenger RNA, 2643 nt
Organism: Xiphias gladius (swordfish)
Lineage: Eukaryota; Metazoa; Chordata; Actinopteri; Istiophoriformes; Xiphiidae
Gene: zdhhc8a
Product: zinc finger DHHC-type palmitoyltransferase 8a
Exons: 9
Coding region: 21-2201 (726 amino acids)
Biological process (GO): protein palmitoylation
Molecular function (GO): palmitoyltransferase activity
Source: RefSeq, a predicted model, not a curated record